Messenger RNA from Fusarium vanettenii 77-13-4, 966 nucleotides. RefSeq lists its product as uncharacterized. The transcript has 5 exons. Lineage: Eukaryota; Fungi; Ascomycota; Sordariomycetes; Hypocreales; Nectriaceae. The coding region runs from base 1 to 966 and encodes 321 amino acids. Gene Ontology annotation, molecular function: protein binding. The record is from RefSeq and is a predicted model, not a curated record. Gene Ontology annotation, cellular component: cytoplasm.
AUGGAUUUCAGCAAGAACUUUGGCAACUUUGGCAAGAACCUCUCCAGCUUUGGGGCUCAGAUUACCCCUUUCGCGUCGCGUACCUUCCAGUACACAAAGGAGCAGCUUGGUCAGGCUGAGGACAAGACCCAGCUCCCUCCCGACUACAUUGACCUCGAGAAGCGUGUCGACGCCCUCAAGCAGGCUCACCAGAAGAUGCUUGCUGUAACCUCGCAAUAUUCCAACGAGGCCUACGAUUACCCCCCUAACAUCAAGGAGACGUUCGGCGACCUUGGCCGCACCGUCAGCGAAAAGGUCCACCUUCUUUCCUCUGCCACCUCCCCCGCCGAGGCCCAGGCCGCUCUUGUCGCUCCCCCUACUGCCAAGCCGCAGCCCAAGACCUUCAGCCAUGCCGUCGCUCGCGCCAGUUUGUCUAGCAGCCAGCUGCUUCACCAGCACCACACCGGUGCUGGCGAGGAUCCUCUGGCGACCGCUUUGGAGAAGUAUGCGCUUGCAUCGGAGCGUGUUGGUGAGGCUCGUCUUGCCCAGGAUGCCCAGAUUCAGAGCCGAUUCCUGGCUGGCUGGAACACCACCCUUAACACCAACCUGACCUUUGCCACUCGCGCUCGCAAGAACGUCGAGAACUCCCGCCUUUCCCUGGAUGCCGUCAAGGCUCAUGCCAAGGGCACCACCUUCAAGCUUGGUGGUAACGCGCAAGGUGGUGAGCAGCACGACGAGCAGGAGCUGAGCCCCGAGGCCCAGGAGGAGAUUGAGAAGGCUGAGGAUGAGUUCGUAACCCAGACCGAGGAGGCUGUCGGCGUCAUGAAGAAUGUUCUUGACACCCCCGAGCCCCUGCGCAACCUUGCCGAGCUUGUUGCCGCUCAAAUUGAGUACCACAAGAAGGCGUACGAGGUGCUGACUGAGCUCGCCCCCGUCAUUGAGGGCCUGCAGACUGAGCAAGAAGUGCGUCGUGCCUCUGCCUUUUAA